Molecule: messenger RNA, 3813 nt
Organism: Sardina pilchardus (European sardine)
Lineage: Eukaryota; Metazoa; Chordata; Actinopteri; Clupeiformes; Clupeidae
Product: zinc finger CCHC domain-containing protein 2-like
Exons: 14
Coding region: 180-3635 (1151 amino acids)
Molecular function (GO): zinc ion binding; nucleic acid binding
Source: RefSeq, a predicted model, not a curated record
GGUAAACUCUUUAGCGAGCUACUCAGCUAUACUACCGAGUGUCACUGUGACUAUUACAAAAAUACGGUUGUCUUAGGUAGUUCUUGCCUUUUUGAUAUCAUUAACAGUGAGUACGGCGGGAAAACAAUGCAUUUUGAUCCUUAAUUUUUCGCGUCUUUAUCGUUCGACCAGAGCUGAUAAUGCUUAAAAUGAAGCUGCCCAUAAGAACGGCGGAGGAGGGCGACGAUACGGCCGAGGACGAGCAAGAGCAAACCAAACAUAUACCAAGGUCUGCCUCUCCGUCGUCCUUUGAGAGACCUCGCGAAUGUUCUGGAGAAGGAUACCCUUUCCGACUGACCAAGGAAACUGUGUUCGAAUGGUUUGGCUUACACCUAAACUCUGCGAAGCGUAUUGAGUUCAUGUAUGGAUUGCUACAUAUGUGCCAGCCUCUGGAGCUCCGCUUUUUGGGAUCCUGCUUAGAGGACUUGGCCAAGAAAGAUUACUACGUUCUUCGGGACUGUGAGAUAAGAGCGAACAGUCCGAGUGACAUGGGGCUUUUGUCAAAUGUGAUCGACCCUGUCGUGAGGUCCAAACUGCUAGUCUACUUGUCUCUCCUGGGAUCUGACAAUAGGGAAUGUGCUGGGAUCCUAUUUCGCAUUUUGAACCAUGUGGAUCCCGCCUUGUGCUACAAAAACUAUGGCCUUCCUAUUUCUUCCUUUAGGGACCCCCAGUUUCUACCUUUUCAUUCUCCGUGUGAGGAUGGGGAUGACUACGGGCGGACAGAGCAGGGUUGCAGGCCGCCUAUGGACACAGGGGCCGGACUCCUAGAGCAACUGGCAUUGCUUUUCACUAUGGCUUCGUUACACCCAGCCUUCCCUUUUCACCAGAGGGAGACGCUCCACGGGCAACUGGGAAAAGUGGAACUUGCUAUUGACGAGCAAACUAAACUUCAGAAUAAACAGUCCACUAAUACACAGAACAAUACACUAAGGUCCGAGUGUGUCUCCCCCGUCACAGAGGCUGACGGCACUGAAAGGGGCCAGGCGCUCUUAACCCCCCAGUCCCCCCCCAGAAGAACACAGAGGAAAGCUGUUCAUAUAGAGAAAAUCGUCCUGAAAGGCAUCUCACGGACCAGGUCUGACAGGGAAUACAGUUUUGAGGUGAAGUGGUCAGACUCAACAUCAAGCAAAGUAACGAAAACCCAUCUAGAACUGGAGAACUUCCUGUUAAAGCUUCCGAAGGAGCAGUCGACGGAGUCGUUCGAGAAGAGCAUCCUGCGCCUGCUCAACCAGGGCGAGAAACACGAGCAGCGGGACGUGGAGAGGAACCUCAGGGAGACGUUCCUGUCUGCGCCUCCUGCCUUCCGUCAGACUGGAAAGGUGUGCAGCUUCUUCCUCACCGACUCCACUUCCUCUUCCUCCUCCAGUAACAGCUGCAGCAAAUGCAACCCUGUCCUCCCUGGAAAAGCCUUUGAGGAAGACUGCUCUGAGGCCUCCAGCCAAGAGGAAGAUUCCGAGCCUUACGUCCAGGGUCACAGAAAGAAGCCUAGUAGCAAGAGCACCAGCCUCAGUGCGGUCUCUAGGGGGGGGGUGUCGUGUGAGGCCCGGCGGCCGCAGCAGCAGAGCAGCUCUGAGCACAACGGCCUGCCGGAGUGGAGGAGGAAGAGCAGCACGCACAAACCCAACACGGAGCCACAGCAGCAGCAUGUUGAUGACAGACGGAGCUCCAGCACCAAGACGAAAUCCAGAGCAACCCCUCCUGUCAGGGAGAAAGGGAAGAAAGGCGAGGGGCGAUCGUUGGUGGUGGCCAAUGGCAUCGCAGCGUCUCCGGCCACCGCGAGGGGACGGCCGUCCGAGGGGAAAGGCGUGCGUGCGGACGUGCUCUCGGGACCGGACACGUACGGCGAGACGUCGUCGGAGAGCUACAGCUCCCCUGCCAGCCCCCAGCACGACGGCCGCGAGAGCGAGGACAGCGAGGACGAGAAAGACCGAGAUACGGACAGCCCCUCAGAUGAGUCCACUAGAGCGAGUGGUGUGGAGACCUCCUCUGUUCCCCCCGGGCACCCUCACACUCCUCACCCUCCUGCGCUGAGCCCCGACGGCCCCAUGGUGGCGCUAGAGUACCCCAUGCCCUUCCCCGUGCACCCCGUCCCCUACCUGCUCCACAACGGGCCGGAUGCCCCCGCGCCUGCUCCUGCUGCCGUGCCCCUGCCAGGCCUGAUGCCCGCCGCGGACGCCAAGGGCCUGAUGAUGCCGCUGGCGCCGGUGAUGCCCGGCUUGGCCACGGGGACGCAGGCGGCCGAGGUGCCACCGGACGUGUCCCCGCUGCCCAGCUUCGGCCUCUCGGGAUUGGCCACGAGCCCCUCGCUGCAGGUGCAGCGCUUCAAGACGGCGGGCGAGUCGGGUCCUCCAGCGUCCCAUCAGCCCCCUGUGGGCGCCAUCAGCGUCAACCCGGCCGCCCCCCCCGCCUACACGUCGCCGCUGCAGCCUGCGUACCCCGCCUGUCCUCCCGACCCCCCCGCGCCAUCGACCCUCCCCGCCGACCCCCACCCCAAACCCCCCGCCAUGGGCCUGCCGCCCUCCUACAGCCUGCCCAUGCCCACCUCCGUCAUGCCCAGCAUGCCAACCUCCCUCAUGCCCAGCAUGGGCCCCGGUGGCGUGGGGAGUGCGCUGACGGCCUCGGCCAAUCAGGUGGCGGCGAUGGUGCCCUCGGCCAAUCAGGCGGCGGCGGUGGUGCCCACCCACACCCCUGGCCCCGCCCCCAUCCCAAGCCCCGCCCACAUGACGCACAGCACGGCGCAGAGCGAGAGCACGGCCUACAUCAACAGCAGCGUCGCCCAGCAACAGCAGCAGGGCCCGCCUCCCCCUCCCCUCCCACAGCAACAGCAACAGCAACAGCAGCAGCCAAUGGGCUGUGGCGCUUGUGGUUGCCGUGGCAGCUGCGGUGGUAACGGCAGUAGCCCCAUGAGUGGGGGCGGCGGUGGUGGUGGCGUUGGAGGGCACAUGCCCAGCUACUACUUCUCCCAGGUGGCGCCGGCGAGGCAGGUGUUCCAGCACCACCAGAUGGCGCCGCAGCUCUUCCCGCUGUCGUCCCUCUGCAGUAGCAGCUACCUCAGCCAGGGGGCGCCACCGCCGCAGCAGGCCACCAACGGCCCCUUCUUCCCCCCCGGCCCGGGCCCCGCCCCCGCCGCUACCGCCACCUACCCGGGCGCCGCGCUCCUGCACACACACACACACGCGCACGGCCACGCGCACACACACACACACGCGCACACCCACGGCCACACGCACACACACGCGCACGGACACACACACUCGGAGCACGUGCUGGGUGGCCAGGCGGCGGCAGCGGCUGCGGCGGCGGCAGCUGUGGCGAGCUACGGCUACCAGCAGAUGGCGGCGUUCGGACGCUUCUACCCGCAGGUGUACCCCACCACCAUGGGCCCCGUGCAGGCGGCGGGGGGUGGCAUGGCCUUGGCUGGCGUCGGGGGCAUCAACAAGAAGAACGGCGUCAUCUCCUGCUACAACUGCGGUGCCACGGGGCACAUCGCGCACGACUGCAAGCAGCCCUCCAUCGACGCCGCGCAGCAAGGCGGUUUCCGGCUGAAGUACAUGGCCGCUCACAAUUCCGAAGCACUAGACAACUCGGAAGGAUGAGUCGCCGGACCCAGCAAGCGUCUCCUGUUCAACCCUGACACCCAACUGAGGAGGAGAGAUCUCUCCUGUUCUCCUGUUCUCCUGUUCAACCCUGACACCCAACUGAGGGGGAGAGAUCUCUCCUGUUCUCCUGUUCUCCUGUUCAACCCUGACACCCAACUGAGGGGGAGAGAUGCUG